UGAAGAUGAGGUCAAAAGAGUCGGCUUUUAUCAUCAUAUUAAUCAUCUCAGGAGAGCUCUAUGCAGAAGAGAAACCCUGUGGUCUUCCUAGUGUGGAAAAUGGAAGGAUUGCCCAAUAUUACUAUUCUUUUAAAAACUAUUACUUUCCAAUGAGAAUAAAUGAAAAACUGUUGUUUUCCUGCUUGGCUGGUUAUACCACUGAAACUGGGAAACAAGAGGAGCGAAUCACAUGUACCCAAGAGGGCUGGUCUCCAGAACCACGUUGCUUCAAAAAAUGCACUAAGCCUGAGCUGAGAAAUGGUUACAUCUCUGAUGCAACAUUAAUGUACAAAAUUCAAGAGAACAUGCGUUAUGGUUGUAAUUCAGGAUAUAAAACCACUGGAGGAAAGGAUGAAGAAGUGGUUCAGUGUCUUGCUGAUGGAUGGUCUUCGCAACCUACCUGUAAGAAGGAACAUGAAACAUGUUUGGUCCCUGAAUUAUACCAUGGAAAUUAUUCCACAACGCAGAAAACAUUCAAAGUGAAGGACAAAGUACAAUAUGAAUGUGCUGCUGGCUACUAUACAGUUGGAGGAAAGAAGACCGAGGAGGUAGAAUGUCACACAUAUGGAUGGUCUCUCACACCAAAAUGUACCAAAUUAAAGUGCUCUUUAAGAUUAAUAGAAAAUGGUUAUUUUCAUCCUAUAAAGCAAACAUAUGAAGAAGGAGAUGUAGUUCAGUUUUUCUGUCAUACAAAUUAUCAUCUAAGUGGAUCUGACUUAAUUCAGUGCUAUAACUUUGGUUGGUACCCAGAAUCUCCUGUAUGUGAAGGAAGAAGAAAUCGAUGUCCUCCUCCGCCUCUGCCUCUAAACUCCAAAAUUCAAACAUAUUCAACAACUUAUCGUGAUGGAGAAACAGUUCAUGUAGAAUGUGAACUUAAUUUUGAGAUACAAGGAUCAGAAGAAAUACGUUGUAAAAAUGGAAAAUGGACAGAACCUCCAAAAUGCAUUGAAGAAAAGGAGAAGACAGCCUGUGGGGACCCACCCUUCAUUGAGAAUGGUACAGCAAACCUGGACUCUACGAUUUAUUACAAUGGGGACAAAGUGGCAUAUGAAUGUAAAAGUGGGUAUCAUCUUCGUGGAUCAACAGAAAUAACUUGUAAACGUGGAAAGUGGACACAUCCUCCUGAGUGUGUUGUAAAUAAUGAGAAUUGUAAGCCUCCACCUGAUGUAAUAAAUGGGGCUGUUGUUGACGGAUUACGGGCAAGCUACACAACAGGGUCCUCGGUGGAAUAUAGAUGCAAUGAAUAUUACUUACUGAGUGGAGCAAAAGUAUCUCAUUGUGAACAAGGAAGAUGGUCAUCCCCACCUAUUUGCUUAGAGCCAUGUACUAUUAAUGUGGAUUACAUGUACAGAAAUAAUAUAGAGAUGAAGUGGAAGUAUGAAGGAAAGGUCUUACAUGGAGAUUUAAUAGAUUUUGUAUGUAAACAAGGAUAUGACUUAUCUCCAUCAACCUCAUUGUCUGAAUUAUCUGUACAAUGCAAUAGAGGAGAAGUGAAAUAUCCCUUAUGUAUUAGAAAAGAAUCUAAAAGAAUGUGUGUAUCUCCUCCACUUAUUAAAAAUGGAGUCAUAAUUAGUUCAACAUCAGACAUCUAUGAAAAUGGUUCCUCGGUAGAAUACAAAUGUUUUGAUCACCACUUCCUUCAAGGAUCUAAGGAGUCCUAUUGUUUAGAGGGAGUGUGGACUACGCCACCAUUGUGUUUAGAGCCUUGCACAUUAUCUUUUGUUGAAAUGGAAAAUAAUAAUUUACUCCUGAAAUGGGAUUUUGAUGAUAGACCACAUAUUUUCCAUGGCGAGUAUAUUGAGUUUCUUUGUAAGAGAAAUACGUAUAUAGCUGAAUUCUCUAUUACUGGAUCUGAACUCAGAGUGCAGUGUGACAGAGGGCACUUAAAAUAUCCAAGAUGCAUUCACAGAGAAAGGAUGCUGUCUUAUCAACAACCCUUCAUGACAUAAAAAUGUAUGGCAGAAAGAAGAAUAGUAUAUCAACACAUCAUAAAAUCCUUUAUAAAACAUAAUUUUUAGAAGAAAAAUUACAAGUCUCUAAGUUUUAACUUGCUUGAAGAUUUGAAUCUAAAUUGUCUAUGUUGAACAUUUUUUUAUUUAUAAAUAAGCCAGA
This is a messenger RNA of Neomonachus schauinslandi (Hawaiian monk seal), 2151 nucleotides long. RefSeq names its product coagulation factor XIII B chain (gene F13B). The record is from RefSeq and is a predicted model, not a curated record. The coding region runs from base 6 to 1988 and encodes 660 amino acids. The transcript is spliced from 12 exons. NCBI's taxonomy places the organism in Eukaryota, Metazoa, Chordata, Mammalia, Carnivora, Phocidae.